Megalobrama amblycephala (Wuchang bream) is the source of this 1109-nucleotide messenger RNA. RefSeq names its product pollen-specific leucine-rich repeat extensin-like protein 1. Gene Ontology annotation, cellular component: extracellular region. NCBI's taxonomy places the organism in Eukaryota, Metazoa, Chordata, Actinopteri, Cypriniformes, Xenocyprididae. The transcript has 5 exons. Gene Ontology annotation, biological process: lymphocyte chemotaxis; positive regulation of GTPase activity; inflammatory response. Bases 84 to 1103 code for a protein of 339 amino acids. Gene Ontology annotation, molecular function: chemokine activity; CCR chemokine receptor binding. The record is from RefSeq and is a predicted model, not a curated record.
UUCCCUCAUUAUUGUAAGCGUAUCUAGUGAAGUGGUUCAUGAUUUUGAGUAAAGUAAUUGUAAAGUAAAGAUACUGGAAUAUCAUGCGGUUUAGCAUCUUCAUCAUCGUUCUGCUGGGCUUCAUCAACUUCACACUGGCUCAAGUUAAGGGCUGCUGUCAGAACUAUGUCUCUAAAAUUAGACUCUUUGAAAAGAAAAGAGUGACCAGCUACAGAAUACAAGAGAGGGGCAAACACUGCACGUUACCUGCUGUCAUCUUCAGAUUGGAUCAUUCCGAGUUUUGUGCUGACCCUAGAGAGCAUUGGGUCCACAAUCUCAUGAGGAGGGUGAACAAAUUGUUUCCAGGGUCGUUUAUGGAUGGUGGCUGCUGUCUGCAGUAUGCCACGAGUGUUAAACUGUCCACAAGGAAUAGAGUGACCAGCUACAGAAGACAAAAUCCGAGCAGACGCUGCAGGAUCGCUGCUAUUGUAUUCACAUUGGAAAAUGAUCAGGAGUUCUGUGCUGAUCCCAUGGAAAGAUGGGUCAAUUCUCUCAUGCAGAGGCUGGACGGGCUGUCAGAUGGGUGGCCUGUGUGGUUUCCGGAGCCUCCGAGGCCUCCAAGGCCUCCGAGCCCUCCAAGGCCUCCAAGGCCUCUGGUGCCUUCGAGGCCUCAGACACUUCCGGUGAUUCCGGUGCAUCCAAAGCCUCAGAGGCCUGUGGUGCCUCCAAAGCCUCAGAGGCCUGUGGUGCCUUCAAAGCCUCAAACUACUGCAAUGCCUCAAAGGCCAGAAAUGCCUGAAAUGCCUCAAAUGUCUGAAAUUCCUGAAAUCCCUCGAAUGACUGAAAUGUCUGAAAUGCCUCAAACAACUGAAAUGCCUAAAAAACCUCAAACAACUGAAAUUCUUCAAACGACUGAAAAUUCUGAAAUGCCUCGAACAACUGAAAUGCCUAAAAUUUCUCAAACAACUGAUAUCCCUCGAAUGACUGAAAUGCCUCGAACAACUGAAAUGCCUGAAGUGUCUCAAACGACUGAAAUGCCUGAAAUCCCUCAAAGGACUAAAACGCCUGAAAUCCCUCGAACAACUGAAAUGCCUAAAAUCUCUCGAACUACUAAAAUGCCCUGAAUGACU